Messenger RNA from Neurospora tetrasperma FGSC 2508, 264 nucleotides. RefSeq lists its product as uncharacterized. The record is from RefSeq and is a predicted model, not a curated record. Bases 1 to 264 code for a protein of 87 amino acids. The transcript is spliced from 3 exons. NCBI's taxonomy places the organism in Eukaryota, Fungi, Ascomycota, Sordariomycetes, Sordariales, Sordariaceae.
AUGGGCAAGGUCGUACAGUGGAGAUCGGUCAAGGGACAGGUUCAGGUACAGAAGACAGAAGGGUGGAAGGAUGCGCUGGUCACUAUGAUCAAGCAUGAAGCUGGCCUGGACAACAAGAAUGUCGCCAUCGUGUUCUAUGAGGGUAAUGCGCCGGCUGACCAGUCAGAAGAGGCGAAUCGGGUGCUUCCUCUUACCCAGCGCCAUGUCCAGACCAACAGUGUCUCCAUUGAGGACUCUGGUACUGAUCAGUGGCCUUGGCCUUGA